This is a messenger RNA of Dacryopinax primogenitus, 1398 nucleotides long. RefSeq names its product P60-like protein. Gene Ontology annotation, cellular component: nucleolus. The coding region runs from base 1 to 1353 and encodes 450 amino acids. NCBI's taxonomy places the organism in Eukaryota, Fungi, Basidiomycota, Dacrymycetes, Dacrymycetales, Dacrymycetaceae. The transcript has 4 exons. Gene Ontology annotation, molecular function: 5S rRNA binding. Gene Ontology annotation, biological process: ribosomal large subunit assembly; rRNA processing. The record is from RefSeq and is a predicted model, not a curated record.
AUGACCGUAACCAUCACUAAGAAGACCAUAUCUGCGCCUACCCGCGAUGAUAAGAAGAAGAAGAACACCGGUGAUGUGUAUGGGGCACCGGCGCAGCAUGGACAGAGCAGCAGGAAGGGGAAGAAGGCGUGGAGGAAGAAUGUCGACCUUGUCGAGGUAGAGGAAGGGUUGGAGAAGCUCAGGGAGGAUAUCAGGACAACUGGGGGUCCGAUACAUGAGAAGAGCGACAAGGACCUGUUUAUGGUAGACCUUACUGGUAGUGAAACCGUGCGCAAACGUAUAGGAAAACCACUGAAAUCGCUCGAAAUUCUGCAUCAGCGGUCGGCCGUCCCUGCGGUCCACUCCCGUUCACGCCCCAUCACUGAUUACACCUCUCGCUCAACAAAAGAUCGUCUCCGCAGAAAGGCGGGGAUGCAUGAGAUUUUUGCGGACAGGACAGUGCUGGAGGUUACGGAGGCUGUGAGAGAUUCCGGAAAGUUUGAUGUGUGGGACGAGGUGGCCGAGGAGCAAAGGGAGAGAGAUGAAGGGUUAGAGAGGCUGGGGGAGGAGGGGAGGGAGUUCGUUGGCGAGUACGUGAAAAAGCCAAAGCCAAAGGCCCCAGAGCACCCAAGGAUAGCACAGCAUAUCCACCUAGAGGCAAUUACGACCCCGCACGCGGGUCAGUCAUACAACCCCACACAGGAAACACACCAAGAGCUACUUUUGCAAGAACACGCGAAAGAGGUUGCAAGGCAGGAAGAAUAUGCGAAGGAACAAGCGCUCCGGGCACAACUGGAGAAUGUGCGGGGACUCAGGACGAGUGACAGUGAUGUCGUGGGUGCCCCAGGCAUGCAGGUGGAUGGAGAAAAUGAAGAGCCUGGUUCAGAAGCUGAGUCUGGGGAGGUCGUCGUUGUCCGCAAUACCGUCCCUCGUCGUAAAACUCGCCAACAACGCUUGAGACAUGCAAAGCACCUUGAGACUUUGCGUGCCCAGCAAGAAAAGACAGCCCGUCGAAAGCUGCUCGCCUCCCUUGCCUCCAUUCCCUCCAUAACCAAGACCCUCGCAACUCAACAAGCUCAGGCGCAAGAACGAGCACAAGUGCGCCAGCUCGCUCGCCAAGAAGCUCUACGCACUGGUCUAGCAGGCAAGAGGAUGGGCAAGCACAGGGUGCCGGCAGAGCGCGUAGACGUACAGCUGGGAGACGAGCUCUCCGAGACCCUCCGCACGCUGAAGCCGGAGGGAAAUCUGUUCAGGGAACGGUGGGACAGCUUCAUGCAUCGGGCUAGGGUGGAGCCGAGGGUUGUGGUGACUAGAAAAGGAAAGAGGGUGGGCUCGAAGACUGUCGAGCGGUACCGCUACAAGCGGUUUGUAUAGUCGCUGUCGGCGGGAGGGGAGCGAUCGGUGUUCCCAAGCAAUGGU